AUGACAAAAGGUCAAGGCUCUACCAUGGAAAUUGUAGGGGAAGACGAGUCUGGCCGAAUCGAGCCAUCGGUAACAGAAAUGAUCCAGCGGGCAAGAAGACGAAGAUUAUUGGAGCGAGAAGCCAGUGUGAGAUUAGGAAUUAUGCGUCAUGUUUUUGUUAUAUUAGACAUGUCUCAGGCAAUGAGUGAACAAGACUUUAAACCUACAAGACAGAUCUGUUUACUUAAGAUUCUAGAAGAUUUCAUCAAAGAAUUCCAUGAUCAAAAUCCAAUAAGUCAGAUGGGCUUGAUAACAAUGCAGAAUAAAACAGCCAAGCCAUGCAGUAGUCUUAGUAAUAAUCCCCAAAGACACAUGGAGGCUAUCAAAAAACUAUUAGAUUCUCCAUGCCGAGGUGAGCCAUCAAUACAGAAUGCAUUAGAUGUAGCCUUAUCUUCUUUGCGCCAUCUUCCACGACAUACUUCUAGAGAGGUGUUGAUUAUUUAUGCAGCUUUAACAACUUGUGACCCUGGAGAAAUUGAAAAUACUGUAAAGAAAGUCAAGGAGGCUAAUGUUCGAGUGUCUGUCAUUGGCCUUACAGCAGAGCUCCAUGUAUGUAAAGAAAUUAGCCAAGAGACAGGAGGAUCCAAUAGAAACAGUUUUUUUUUUAUAGUCCAUUUAGAUGAUCUUCCAGCCCUUAACACCAGGGGUUACUAUUGCCCUCAGUGCACUGCUAAAUAUUGCGAUCUGCCAGCUGAAUGCAGAGUUUGUGGUCUCAUGCUUGUGACUGCUCCACAUCUUGCACGGUCAUAUAGACACUUGUUUCCUCUGAAGCAUUUCAUAGAGGAACCAUCACAAAACACUUCUGCAACAAAUUGCUAUGGUUGUCUGAAGCCAUUUACAGACAGUUCUGCAGACAAAAAUAAAACAGAAAAUGCCUUGCAUUCAGUGCAAGUUCCAGCUAGAGAGAUAUCAGAAAGCAUAAUAUACCAAAGAGAAUCAUACAUAGAUAAACCAGAUUGUUUAGAGAACAGCAAAGUUUAG
Macrobrachium nipponense is the source of this 1020-nucleotide messenger RNA. RefSeq names its product general transcription factor IIH subunit 2-like. The record is from RefSeq and is a predicted model, not a curated record. Gene Ontology annotation, cellular component: transcription factor TFIIH holo complex; transcription factor TFIIH core complex. Gene Ontology annotation, biological process: nucleotide-excision repair; DNA-templated transcription; regulation of transcription by RNA polymerase II. Lineage: Eukaryota; Metazoa; Arthropoda; Malacostraca; Decapoda; Palaemonidae. The transcript has 8 exons. The coding region runs from base 1 to 1020 and encodes 339 amino acids.